GAAGGAGCCCAAACUCCAGAGAAGAUAGUUCUUUAAGACCGAUCUUCCGGCCUGAGCAGACAAGCCUCUCGCGCGCUCUCACAGGCUCGCGGCUGCUUUGAUCUUCCCUUAACAACAGUCACGUCAUCGGGGAGUUUUGUCAAGCGAGACUUUUAGAGGGUUCAGCAGAGGCACCAAAGCAUCCACGGGACCAGUGUCCGAGACGAGAUCCAGUUUUACUCCCCUUUGUCACCGCUGCAACACUGAAGACAUGGAACACCAAUUGUUUUGCUGUGAAGUGGAUACCAUUAGAAGAGCUUACCAAGAUAGCAACCUGUUGAAUGACCGAGUUUUACAGACAAUGCUCAAAGCAGAGGAAAACUAUCUUCCAUCGCCAAAUUAUUUCAAGUGUGUUCAGAAAGAAAUUGUACCUAAAAUGAGGAAAAUCGUCGCCACAUGGAUGCUCGAGGUUUGUGAAGAGCAGAAAUGCGAAGAGGAAGUUUUUCCAUUGGCCAUGAACUACCUGGACAGAUUUUUAUCUGUGGCACCCACCAAAAAGACCAGAUUGCAGCUUUUAGGAGCAACUUGUAUGUUUUUGGCCUCUAAAAUGAAAGAGACUGUGCCACUAACAGCGGAGAAGUUGUGCAUAUACACGGACAACUCCGUCCGUCCCGGUGAAUUAUUGCAAAUGGAACUGCUGGCACUAAAUAAACUGAAGUGGGAUCUAGCCUCAGUGACACCGCACGAUUUCAUCGAACACUUCCUCGCCAAACUGCCUAUACAUCAGAACUCCAAGCAGAUUCUGCGCAAGCAUGCCCAGACAUUUGUGGCCCUCUGUGCAACAGAUGUCAACUUCAUCGCGAGCCCUCCCUCCAUGAUCGCGGCCGGCAGCGUUGCCGCAGCGGUGCAGGGCUUGUACCUGAAAAGCGCCGAUAGUUGCCUCUCGUCCCAGAACCUCACCAACUUCCUCUCGCAAGUCAUCAGAAGCGAUCCUGACUGCCUGCGAUCGUGUCAGGAACAGAUCGAGUCCCUGCUGGAAUCUAGUCUCAGACAAGCUCAGCAGCACAACAUCUCCACAGAGACCAAAAGAGUGGAGGAGGACGUGGACCUCUCUUGCACCCCCACGGACGUCAGAGACAUUAACAUCUGAACGGAUCGCUAUUCAUCUCGUCUUUGCGAUGAGUCUCUUCAUCUUUGCUUCUGUUGGGUAUGGGCUUUUGGCCAAAGGCUUCAUGAGACAAGAGGGAAAACGGGCUCCCACCUGCACCCCACCAUAUCCGACCAAUACCUCGACAACUUGCCAAUCAGCGCGCCCUAACUGUUGACCGCUGACCGGCACCCCCUUGUGGUUUUGACGAUUGGGCUAUCGCUGGCCCGGACCACCGGUGGAGGACAGGGAAAUCUCUCCUUUGCCCCCAGCCCCCCUCCCCCCUCUAUGUCCUAAGUCAAAAUUAAAAAAAGAUGGUAUCUAGGAUUUUCAAAUUGCAUAAACGACUACGGAAGUCGAGUGUCGUUAAAAAGGCAACCUUGGGUAUUUUAAUUUCAAGCGUGUCCAAAACUAUUUUUGUAAGAGAAGAGACAUUAUGUGUACGUUUGAGUUCUUUCUCUCAUAGAUAGUACCUUGUUACACUUGAGCGCUCCCUGCUUUUUCUGCAGUCCAGCCGUGUAAAUAUAUCCCCGCUUGCUAUGCGUUUAGUCACUUUAUUGUAAUUCCUAGACAGAUUCCCUUAACAAGAUUCUCUUCUCUUCCAAAAUGGUUUAUGUAACCACCGUAGUAUAUAUUUUGUACGCAUGUAUUUUUUGUUUAUGUUCUAGAAGGCUGUGGACUCUCUUUUGAGGCCAGAUUGAACCAUUUCCUUUCAAAUCACUGCCAUAUUAACGUCAUCACUGCCAUGACACAAUAAGCGGAUGUCGUGCCUAAAGCUUGCGUUGUGGUCCACAGUCUGCUUUUUCGUUUAGAUUCAUGUAUUAUCUAAAACCAUUCCAUUUUAAAAAAGAAAAAAAAAGCACUUUCAGUCCGUCGUUUAAGGCUGACUUUUAGAAAGAAAAAAGUAAGAAAUCCACAGUUGUUAAAACAAUGGAAUGGAGCGGAGCAGGUCUCUUUAUCUAAGGUGUUAGCGGUCUGUUUGAGAAAGGAGAAGAGGGGGGCGGGGAGAUCAAUGCGAGGGAACGUUUAAGGUGCGACCCCACAUUCGAAACACUAAAUCAAAGAUUAGAACUUUUCCGAACUUUUCCGUCCCCCCUCUUAAGGCCAGUACGCACGGAUGCCCAAGUGUACCUAAGUUCGAAGUAUAGUGACCCGCUAGUUGCUAACUCGUGACACCAUAGUUGAUGUACUCUGGUCUAGUAAUUGUGGCUUCAAGUAGAUUUUGCACAAACCCAGAGAUGUCAGUUUUGUGGAUCUCUGGAAGGGGAGGAAGAUUAGAGAUGGCAGAGUGAGGCAAAAAAGGGUGAUGGCUGGACAUCAAAGAGUAAAAGCAGAGGAAUAAAACAAAAAAGAAGAGGAGAACCUGGGAGAAGACACUCCUCAUAUUUAGCUGCUAUGGAGGGAUUUCCAGCAAGUAUGAAACUUUCAAAUGGAAAACAACAAAAAAAAAAAGAAAAAGAAAAAGACAUGCUUCUUUCUCUUGUCUUGUUUUGCUGCUAUUUUUGGUUUUGUUUAUAUAAAAUGUCAAUACAAUGCCAUGUAAUAGGUUUUAAUUUUCUCAUAGAAAAUUAUAUUAUUGACAACAUUUUGGUAGGUUUUUUUUUUUUUUUUUUAUGUGAUCAAUUUUUUUGUUAAUGUGAUUUCUACGCUAUGCUAUUCCCAAAACCAAGAAACAAACAAAAAAAAAGACAAAAAAACAACAAAAAGCAGAUGAAAAAGAUAGUCAAACGUUCCUGUUAUACCCACAAUACCUCAAACUACAGUCGUGAUUUAGCAUUGAUUUAGUCUGGGAUUUGUUCUUUAGUGCUAUUGUUAUUUUAUUUGAUUGUUUUUGCCUGUUAGUCCUGUUGUAAAAUGUAAAUGAACAUGUUAAUCAUCAUCCUACUGGGUCCUGAUGCGAGCGAUUAGAAAGCACAUUGAAUGGAAUUGGUGCCAUAAACUCUUUGGAGUUGUUUCAUUAAAGGAGACCUGAGUCUCUUCUAGCCCAU
Molecule: messenger RNA, 3114 nt
Organism: Pimephales promelas (fathead minnow)
Lineage: Eukaryota; Metazoa; Chordata; Actinopteri; Cypriniformes; Leuciscidae
Gene: ccnd1
Product: cyclin D1
Source: RefSeq, a predicted model, not a curated record